AUUUUAUCUGAGUGUCGUCCCUCAAAAGUUGAAUCUGGAGCGCGAGCCAGGCUUUUUCAUUUCGGUAUUUUUGCCGCUCUGCACGUUUUCACCCGUUUCUCGAAACAGAAUUGAAAACCCUAACCCUUUUUCGCAUCCCGCGCUAUUUCCUCUCGCAGAUCUCACUCGACAGAAACACCCCUGAUUUGUUUUCUUGAAUCUCAGAUCCGCAACUUUCCGAAUUCGAUUCGGAAACGCUUUGGAUCUCCGAGCUCCUCUUUCUUCUAUCGGAUUUGGAUUUGGAUUUGGAUUUCGUAAGAGAAGGAUUAAAAACUGUUUUUGAAUUCUGGGGGAAAAACUGUGGUUCGUGAUCCGAGCUCCGGUAAUUAGGAUUCGUUUUUGGAAUUAGAAUUCUGAUUGAAUGCCGUCUCCGUAUCACAGUGCUUGUUAUUGGAAAUUUAUUGAAUUUCGAUUCGUGAGUGGAGUUGUAGUUGGAUGGGUGAAGAGGCAAUUUGUGUGGGGAAAUUGAGAGAUGGGGAAGUGGAAACAGAAAACUCCCCGAGAGCUGAAUUGAAGCGAGAGCACGAGUGUCUCGGAGAUGAUAGCGCGGCAGAUUCGUUUCCAAACAAGAAGCAAGUGAAGGAGCAUUCCAAUGAGGAUAUACGUUCGGAAGUAUCAAACCCCGUUGUGUCUCCGAAAGAGAAUGGCUCCACUUUUCAGGACAUUACUAGCCAACCUGCUGAAUUGGUAAAUAAUAACCGAACAGAGUGCGCUGAAGUUGAGUCCUCAUGUUCGGGGAAUCCAGGCUCUGAGGAGACCUUGAGCGAUGGACAGUGUACCGUGAAUGAUAAUUGCCAAAUUGAGAAUGAGACGAAUGGUGAUGUAUUGACCUCUCGGGUUGUGGUUGAAAUUCCUAAGCUUGCCAGUUCAUCUGGGAUUCGCAAGAUUACGUUCAAAUUCAGCAAGAAAAAGGAGGAUUGUGACUCUUCACAUGGAAAUGCUUAUGAGGAGUCCGGAAUGGACUUUCAGGCAACGGCUAGUACAAGUAGGGAGUUUCCAGCAAGUUCAUAUUGGAGGCAGUGUGCUGAAUCCGGUAACUUUCAUCCUUGUGCUUCUAAUUGGGAGUUGGAAGGUUCUACUAAUGUAGUUCCGAGCAGCUAUCCUUCAAAUGUUAAAAAGCUAUUGUCCACUGGUAUUCUUGAUGGGGCUCGAGUGAAGUAUGUUUCCUCCCCGCCAAAGAUAGAGCUACAUGGAAUUAUAAGUGGCGGUGGUUAUUUGUGCGGCUGCUUAUCAUGCAAUUUCACCAGGGUACUCAGUGCAUAUGAGUUUGAGCAGCAUGCUGGUGUCAAGACUCGGCAUCCUAAUAAUCACAUAUACAUGGAGAAUGGGAGGCCAGUUUAUAGCAUCAUACAAGAACUGAAGACUGCUCCUCUAAGCAGUCUGGAUGAAGUGAUAAAGGAUAUUGCUGGUUCUGCUCUCAACGAAGAGUCCUUCCGGAUUUGGAAAGCAACUCUUUAUUGUAUUGAUGGAAUGGCUGAAGUGGAGAAAAGACAUCGUGUGAAGCUCCCUAAAUUGCCUCAUCCAGUUCCCAGACCAAGCUUCCAUGCAACUAUGAACCAGAAGAAAACUGCUGAAGGUGGCAAUAGGAGAAGGGAUAAUGAUCUUCACCGGUUACUAUUUAUGCCAAAUGGACUUCCAGAUGGAGCUAAAUUGGCAUACUAUGUCAAAGGGCAGAGAUUGCUUGGUGGCUAUAAGCAAGGAAAUGGGAUAGUCUGUAAUUGCUGUGACAAAGAGAUAAGCCCUUCACAGUUUGAAGCUCAUGCUGGAAUGGCUGCAAGGCGUCAACCCUACCGUCACAUCUAUACUUCCAAUGGAUUGACACUUCACGAUAUAGCCAUGUCAUUGGCCAAUGGGCAAAACCUGACAAUUGGUGGCAGUGAUGGAAAUGAUGAUAUGUGUGCUGUGUGUGGACAUGAUACAGGGGAUUUGAUUUUCUGUGAUGGAUGCCCUCGUGCUUAUCAUUCAGCUUGUUUGGAUUUACCAUUGGUUCCUCAAGGUGAUUGGCAUUGUCCAGAUUGUAGAGAUAAGUUUGAACCUGGUAAAAAGGCUGCUGCUGGGGAAUCUUCAAAUAUUGGAAGACCUAUUGUAAUACGUUUGACACGGGUCUUCAAUGCACCUGAGUAUGAAAUUGGUGGCUGCGUUGUUUGCAGGAGCCAAGAUUUCAGUGCAGCUUUGUUUGAUGAACGAACGGUUAUAAUCUGUGACCAGUGUGAGAAGGAGUUCCAUGUGGGUUGCUUACGGGACAGUGGAUUAUGUGACUUAAAAGAACUCCCCAAAGAUAAAUGGUUUUGUUGUGAUGACUGUAAUAGGAUUCAUUCAGCUUUACAGAAUUUAGUAUUCAAUGGAGCAGAGCGUGUUCCAGCUCCAUUAUCAGAUACAAUAAUCCGGAAGCAUGCAGAUAGAGGUUUGCUUAUUGAUGGAGUGGCAGAUGUUCAAUGGCGAGUUUUCAGUGGAAAGAGUCGCUAUCCGGAACACCUACCCUUCCUUUCAAGGGCUGCUGCUAUUUUUCGAGAGUGCUUUGACCCUAUUGUUGCACAGUCUGGUCGCGACUUGAUCCCUGUUAUGGUAUAUGGGAGAAAUAUUUCAGGUCAAGAGUUUGGAGGCAUGUACUGUGUUGUUUUGAUAGUGGGGUCUGUUGUUAUAUCUGCUGGUCUCCUUAGGGUUUUUGGUCGGGAGGUUGCUGAGCUUCCGAUCGUUGCUACUAGUAGAGAACAUCAAGGAAAAGGUUACUUCCAAGCACUAUUUUCAUGUAUAGAGAGGUUACUUAUUUCCCUGAAAGUGGAAAAACUGGUUCUCCCCGCGGCUGAGGAAGCCGAGUCAAUCUGGACGAGGAAGUUAGGAUUUAGAAAGAUGAGAGAUGAGCAAUUAUCGAAAUACAUGAGAGAUGUGCAGUUGACAAUUUUCCGAGGGUCAAUGCUAGAGAAGGCAGUGAAGUUGACGGAUUGAAAACUUGCCAAUCUCCCGAAGUUCCGCACGGCAAAAUUAGAUGUAGAAAGUGUUUUAUUUGUGUUGUUUUUUUUUUCUCAUAUCUUUUCAGUUAGCGCUUGACGCCUCCUGUAAUAUAGCUGCUAUUUUUAGUUACGCUGGUGAUUCGCCUCUCCAAUAAGCAUCAGUUUGAGGAUUUUAGAGAGUAAAAGAGGAAGAGGAGUAGGAACAAUGUAUGUAAAAAGAGAAGAAAAGAAAUUGCAUGCUGACCUUUUAUCCUGCAUGCAUGCGAUGCCACAUUUGUUUUUGUUACUGUAUGA
This is a messenger RNA of Malus domestica (apple), 3284 nucleotides long. RefSeq lists its product as uncharacterized. Gene Ontology annotation, cellular component: nucleus. Gene Ontology annotation, biological process: positive regulation of transcription by RNA polymerase II. Gene Ontology annotation, molecular function: RNA polymerase II transcription regulatory region sequence-specific DNA binding; histone binding; chromatin binding. The record is from RefSeq and is a predicted model, not a curated record. NCBI's taxonomy places the organism in Eukaryota, Viridiplantae, Streptophyta, Magnoliopsida, Rosales, Rosaceae.